AUGAUUAUUAUUGAUUUAUCAAAUCAAAAUGUAAACCAGACCUUCUAUGAUGCUGAUGAUGAUCAUCAUCAUUAUAAUAACAAUAUUGAUGAGAUUAAUGAUGGUGACAAUGAUGAUGAUGUAAAUGUGUUACUUUUAUUGAUACAAAGAUUACAGGAACUACGUUUUGAUUUACCAUGGAAUGAAAUGAAUUAUGAUAAGCUGAAAGGAAUUUUUGUUAUUGCUUCAAAGGAUGAUAUAAUAUAUAAUCAACUCAUACAAUAUAUAUCAUGGGAUUGUGUUAUCAAUUUCAAUGAAAUAACAAAUGAUUUACAACAUAUGAAUAUAGAAUUUAAAAGUAUUACUAAUCAUAUAGAUUUUGAUCCAAAAUCUAUAUUGAAACGUUUCUUAUAUAAUUAUGAUUUCUUAUUAAACAAUAAUAAUGAUAAGAAUCAUUUCAUUUUAUAUGAAUUAUUCAUUGAAGCUUAUUUAUUAACUUAUCAUUAUUUAAAUGAAAAUAUCAAUGAUAUUCAUAGACGACAAACAUUAUUCAAUAAUCAAUAUUCAUUCAAUUAUAUUAUACAAACAAUCAAUGUUUGGUAUUAUCUUCAAUAUAAUCGUAAUGAACAAUAUAAUAAUCAAUUAUUAUUAUUAUUAUAUAAUCAAUUCAAUGAUACUAAUUUACUUUAUAAUUCAAUGAAAAAUAAUUAUGAUUUAUUAGAGAAUCAAAUCAUUCAAGCUAAUUCUAUAUUAGAAUUAAUGAGAAAAGAUUUAUCUAAUUAUCAAGAGAUAUAUUUACCUGAAGCUAAAUUAAAUUAUACAAAUACAAAUGAACAUUUACAAUAUUUAGAAAAUGAAAUUUUACAUAAAGAAAAUGAAUUAAUGAAUAUGAAGAAACCAAUGGAUCAUGUGAAGAAAUUAGCUGAAAAUGAAUUUCAUAAAUUAGAGAAUGCUUAUCGUUUAGCUGUUCAAGGAUUACAUAAUUUAUCCAUUGAAGAUUUAGAUGAAAUACGAUCAUAUCGUGAACCACCAGAUGAUGUGAAAAAUUGUGUCUAUUUAAUUUGUAUGCUUAUGGAUGAAGAGGAAAAUUGGGAAAAUGCAAAACAUAUGAUGGUCCCAGUCAAAUUUAUUAGUAAAAUCUUAAAACUUUCCAUUCAAUCAAUUAAUAAACAUAAACAUAAUGAAUUAAGAAAACGUUUAAAUAAUUCAAGCAUAUUAACAUUUGAAAAUUUAUUACAGGUAAGUGUUGCUGCUGCCCGAUUAUGUCAAUGGUUAAGAGCAUUAUGUGAUUGCUGUGAUGCUGGAGAACGUUUACAAAAUCACAUUGAUGAUUAUUCUUCAAUUGAAGCACAAGUUAGACGAAAUGAAUCAGCAUUAGGCAAUUUACAUUUAUCAUUACAACUAACAAAAAUAAACAUAGAAAUGGCUAAUAAUCAUUUAGUUGGAUGUGAACAUCAAAUUAAACGUCUUUCAGAGAAUAUCGAUAUAUUAGAUUAUAAAAUUCAUGAAGCUAAAGCAUUGGCAUCAACUAUACAGAGUAAUUUAUCUGAAUUAUACAAUGAUACUAGCAAUCAUGAUGCAACUAAAAAUUUUUCAUUUUGGUUCAAUAUACUCGGAGCAUUGGGGACAGUGUAUUGUCAAACAUUACCAAUUAAGCAUAGAAGUAAUCCAAUGAUUAUUGUUACGAUUCACAACGCUGGAUUCUGGUACUCAUGCUUUCUACAUUUUUGUCCAACUAAUCGUGAAGUCUAUCACCAAACUACGAAUGAUCAAAAGGAAAAUUUGAUAAUAUGUGAAAAAAUUCUUCAAAAUUUACCAUUGUUUAAAAUUAUUCAAGCACAGCCAUACGAACUAAUGAAAUGGUUUACAUUGAACAAAAACUUUCCACCAGAAUUAAUACUGUUAUAUAAUGAUCGACAUAUUAGUUAUAUACUUGAAGCUAUUCUAUCUAUACUUACAAUUCUAUGGUCGGUUAGAUAUGCUCAUACUAAACAGUGUGAUAAUGAUAAUGUUGAUGAAUCAAUGUUAUAUCUGUUUAUUUACGAUCCAGAUCUAACUGGUAUCAAUGUAAUAAAAUCAUUAUUACUAACAAAAGAUGAUACUGAUGAAAGUGAUAACAUUUCUUCAAGCAAAAAAGAUCAAUUAAUUUGUGAUCUUUACAUAGACAUGAAAGAAUUUAUAUCCAAUUUUAACUACACCAUUCAUACAAAUAAGAUAAUCUUCAUUAAUGUGGAUCAAUUUCAUAGUUUUAAUGCAAAAGAAAAUAUUAACUAUUUAUUAAGAUUUUAUUUUAAUCAAGUCUUCAAUAAAAAUAUAUCCAGUACAAAAAAUAGUCAAAUUGUUUUAUGGACAUCAUUUAGUCAAUAUACUGAAAUUGGAUUUAAAUGUAGACAGAAAUUUCGCCAAGUUGAUUUUAUACCAAUUGAUUUAGGCUUAUCUCAUUUGGAAUGUGGCAGUGCAUUAACAAGUUGUUUGUUAGAUCUAUUGCCUAACUGUAAUAUUCUUAAUUCACUUCAAAAAUUAAGGAUUCAUGAAAUUGAAACUUUUGAAAAGAUUUGUGAAGAUAAAAUUCAACUAUUGAAUAUAUCAAAUGAAUUAACAAAUUACAAACUAUUCCAUUCUGAUAUGAAUAACUCAAUAACCAAUACUAAUUCAAUUCAAUUCAAUGUAGAUUGUUUAAAUUUAACAAGACAACAUAUUGAAUUAGUUAAAAUCUUUUCAAGAUUAUCAAGUAAUAUGAUUCAUUUAAAUGAAUUACAAUUACAACAUGAAAAUUUAAACAAUCAACUUAGUAUAUUUACCAAUCAAAAUAAUACAAAUGGAUGUAUCAUAAAUUUUACUCGUAAAAUAUCAUUAUUAUUCCAUAGUUUAGAAGAUAUACAAUAUAAAGAUUAUAUUUCAUUUCGUUGGCCAUGUAAACGAUUGUGUGAAUAUAUUCUAUCAAAAUAUGAUCAAGGUUUAUAUUCUUCCCAUUUGGAAAAUGUUAAUGAAAUCAACUCCCCAUCUGAUUUAUUUAUCAGUUAUGAACAUGAAAGACAGGAAAUUGGUCGGCGCAUUAUACAUAUGUUAUUGGAAUUCUUUCUCAAUUCUUUAAACACUUGGAACAAUCCAUUAGGAUUAAUAAUACAAAUAAAAAUUUCAAUAUAUUUUAAUAUACUUCAAUAUUCUAAAUUAACUAUUUAUGAAUUACAUAAUCCAGAUCAGAUAAUUGAAAUUGAACUAUUUAAACAAAUCAUAUUCAGUAAUAUUUUUACAUGUGAAUAUAACUAUCAACAUUGUUUCAAUCACAAUAAAUCAGAGGUUCUUAAACGUAUUCAACUGUUGGAAGAAAAAUUGCCAACUUUAAAAGGCGUAGAAAAAGCAUUAAUGAAUGAGCCACUAAUAUGGACUGAAAUAGUUGAGACAAAGUUGAAUUUAUUUCAUUCAUUGCCUGGAUUCUCUACAAAACUACCAAUACCUGAAUCACACGUAUUUUUAGUUUGGAUUUCAAUAAGACCUGACCUAUUCCACAUCAUAUCAAAAGUUUUCGUAAAUCAUAUAAUGGCUCAACACAUUACAGUAAAUAAUAAUAAAGAAUAUUCUAGUAGAUCAUUUGAAGCUGAAAAGCAUUUACGUAUCGAUGAAUUGUUUCAACCACAAAUUAUGAAAAGAGUACAGAGGUUUUAUUCAAAUGAAAAUGACUUCUCAUCUUCAGUUAUUUAUUUAAUCCUUCCAAACGAACUGAAUGAAUUCAAACGUAAAGAUUUCUUUGCUCAUGAUAAAUCUGGAAAAGUAGUUGUUUCAAAUGGAUUAAUAAAUACAUUGAAUAAGAUGGCGAUAUAUUCAAAUAGAACUUUGUUUCCUAUAGACUGUGCAAAUACUACUGAUAUCUCCUACUGGUUAUCAGUAUGUGGAUCCAAUACAAAUAUACUUCCAUAUCAAAGAGUUUUAAUUGUUCUUCAAAAUGUACACAUUAUUCACAAGAGAAUGGAUAUACUAUUAGAUGAAUUAUUACAAUAUGGUCUUUAUAAUUUAAGGUAUAAACAAAUUUAUCAUUUACAGAAUCAAGAAAAGCUUAUAUUAAUCAAUAAACUUGGAAUAUGUUUUGAUAUUAUAAUUGAUUUCACAUGUUGUACAUCCGGAAAACAAAUAGUAUCCGUGUAUAAUAGAUUACCGGGUUGGUUAAGAUUAAAAUGUCUACCGUUGUUAUUCCAAUAUGAGAGUGAUCAGUUGUUAUUUACUACGAGUUCGUGGAAAGUGACCUCAUUGGUAAAUAAAAAAGAAAAGCCGAUUUGCUAUCCACAGGAAAAUGUCAAUGACUCUAUAAACGAAGAAAAUUCACAGUUGUGUUUAGAAGAGACUGAUGGAUUAUAUGAGAAAAUUGAAUCUGUCAAACUUUACGAAUGUAUAUACAACAAACAAGACAUGGAUAAACGAAAACAAUCGAUAGAUACAGUUUGGGCUACGAUUGAGAAAGAAUUAAUGAUACUUGAAACAACCUUCAAAGAAUUGGAAUCACGUUAUUUAUCAUCAUCAUCAUUGUCCAUUAAAAAUACUUCACCUAUAUUUUUGUUGACAACUCAGUAUUACGCAUAUUUACGAUCUAUAAAAUAUUAUCAUCAUUAUGCCAGAAAAUAUCCAUCAAACAAUUACAAAUUAUUUAUAUGGUUAAAACAUCAAUUAUUAAUUGCAAAACACUUUUAUCAAUUAAUGAAUUCAUGGGAUAUAAAGAAAUUAAUUGGUUUAACAUUACCAGCUUCAAUUAUUGUUAAUCCUAAAUCAUUAUUUGAUUGGAUUCUAUAUUCCACAUUAAAUAAUUCAAUGGAACAAUAUCAUAUAAUAUCUACUAUUCGAAAGCCAGGAGACAAAGAAAUAUUUAAAAAUGGAUUAAUUAUCACUUCUAUUCGUUUAAUAAUUCAUAGAAAUACUAAAAAGCGUAUUCAUAAUCAAACGGAGUAUAAUUUAAGUAGUCUAUUAAAAAUUACUAAAGUAAUUAGUUUACAAUUAACAACUGUAUCUAAUGAAAUAUUUAACAAAAUGAAUUAUAUCAAUGCUAAAUGGAUUAAAUCAUGGCCUCCUAAUAAAGAUGAAAUAUGUCCAAAACUACCUAUAUUAUUAACAAAUUAUAAUGAAUUAUCAAAGAUUUACAUUAUAACUGAUUACAAUUUGUAAACUUUUGAUUAGAUAAUAUUAAUAAACCUUUUU
Molecule: messenger RNA, 5163 nt
Organism: Schistosoma haematobium
Lineage: Eukaryota; Metazoa; Platyhelminthes; Trematoda; Strigeidida; Schistosomatidae
Product: heavy chain
Exons: 23
Coding region: 1-5130 (1709 amino acids)
Biological process (GO): microtubule-based movement
Cellular component (GO): dynein complex
Molecular function (GO): dynein light intermediate chain binding; minus-end-directed microtubule motor activity; dynein intermediate chain binding
Source: RefSeq, a predicted model, not a curated record